Xiphophorus hellerii (green swordtail) is the source of this 2071-nucleotide messenger RNA. RefSeq names its product nuclear factor 7, brain-like. Gene Ontology annotation, molecular function: protein binding; zinc ion binding. NCBI's taxonomy places the organism in Eukaryota, Metazoa, Chordata, Actinopteri, Cyprinodontiformes, Poeciliidae. The record is from RefSeq and is a predicted model, not a curated record. The transcript has a single exon. Bases 182 to 1597 code for a protein of 471 amino acids.
AGGAACUGCAGAACCAAUCGAUGAGCUUGUCUGAAAGAAACAUUAGAUGUUAUAAACUGAGCUGAGACGCCAUUGCUGGGUGUUAGAUCUCUGUUGAAAAACUAACAGCUAUUUUGAAGGUUUUAACAAGAAGCAGCUGAAACAUUUGGUGAGUCUUGCUGUCGAAAUAAUUUGAUACAACAUGACUGAGAGACUUCUGGAAAGUUACCUGAGCUGCCAUGUUUGUACAGAGACUUUCAGAGAUCCUGUGUCUCUGAGCUGCAACCACAGCUUCUGUUCAAGCUGCCUGCAGAAAUUCUGGAAACAAAUUGGAAACAAGAACUGUCCCAUAUGUAAAAGAAGAUCUUCCAGGGACAUCAUAAUUGUUAAUUUCACUCUGAAGGAACUCUCUGAUUCUUUUGCUGGAAGACAAAAAAUGGGGCUAUCAGAGACAGAACAAGAAGAAAAGCAUCUGGUCUGCAGGAAACAUCAAGAAGACACUAAACUGUACUGUGAAGAUGAGCAGAGAACUGUGUGUCCUGUCUGUGAGUUUUCUCUCCACCAGAGACACAAAGUGGUUCCUAUAGAACAAGCAGUCAGUGAGCUGAAGGAGCAGCUGAAAUCUGACUUAAAGUCUCUGCAGGACAAGAGGAACAAACACAAACAAGUGGAGAAAACAUACGAUGAUGUGAUUCAACACUCCAAGAAGCAGGUGUUGUCCACAGAGAGACAGAUCAGAGCAGAGUUCAACAAGCUCCACCAGUUCCUGAGAGAGGAAGAGGAAUCCAGACUGGCAGCUCUGAGGGAGGAAGAGGAGCAGAAGAUGAAGACUAUCAUGAGAGAGAUGAAGAGGAUUGAGGAGCAGAUCUCCUGUCUGUCAGACAGCAUCUCUGCUGUUGAAGAAGAGCUGCAGACAGACAACGUGUCGUUCCUCAGCAGUUAUGAAGCCACUCAGAGCAGAGCCAGAGGUCAGAGGUCACUGCCAGAUCCACAGCUGGUCUCAGGAGCUCUGAUAGAUGUGGCCAAACACCUGGGCAACCUGUCCUUCAGAGUCUGGGAGAAGAUGAAGGUCAAGGUGAAGUUCAGUCCCGUCAUUCUGGACCCAAACACUGCUAAUGGAUGGAUCCAUCUGUCUGAUGACCUAACUAGUGUGACACAUGGAGACGCAGAGCAGCAGCUUCCUGAUAAUCCAGAGAGAAACACUAAAUACUGGAAUGUUUUUGGUUCUGAGGGCUUCAGCUCAGGGAAACACAGCUGGGAUGUGGAGGUGGGAGAUCAUCCUCGCUGGACUGUUGGUUUGGCUAAAGAGUCUGUUGACAGGAAGGGAGAAAGAUAUGCUACACCAAAAUAUGGAAUCUGGUGUUUACUGUUUUGUGAUGGAAAAUACACUUAUGGAGUUGGUAAGAGUCUCAGAGUGAAGAAAAGUCUCCAGAGGAUCAGAGUCCAGCUGGACUAUGACAUGGGGAAGGUUUCCUUCUACGACUCUGAAGACAUGACUCUCAUCUACAUUCACAGAGACACUUUCACUGAGAAACUCUUCCCAUUUUUCAGUGUUGGAAAAUUUGCUGAUGCUAAAACAUCUGAUCUCAAAAUCUGUCGGACCGAGAUUCCUUUUUAAAAUUCUUAAUGUUUUUGUUUGCAGUCAGACCAACUUUCUAAAUUAAGUCCUUAAUUAAAAUAUUUAACAAUUGGCAUGUUUUGUUAUUUAAAAUUAACAAUAGAAUCAGUUUUACUUCCUGAAAAGAGUUUUUACAUGUCUUUUAUCUUUAUUUUUAGUGAGAACAUGUCUGCUGAUAAAGAAACAUUGAAAUCAAAGUUUAUUAUUUGCGGUAUGAAAAAGUGCUGUCUUCAGAUUAUGUCUAUAAAUGUUCUGAAGUUGUUAUUUAUCUGCAGAUGAAGCUCAUAAAGUUUUGCAGAAAGGAUUUCCUGUAAAGGGUUUUGUGAAGCAAAACGUUCAGCUUUCAUGUCCCCACAGCACCACCUGCUGGAGACAAAUACACACAGCAGAGAUAAAUCACAUUUACUGAUCUGCAGUCUCAAAGUUUCAGUAUAUUUAAUAAAACAGAUAUGGUUCUGUGAGUUUUUCUCAGUC